AUGAUGAAGGGCAAGAUCCAGCUCCUUUGCUGCCGAAUGUCUCCUACCACUCAUUGCACGAACGUCAGCGUCUUCCGCCCGCAGUCUAGCCUUUUUCAGGUCGGCCUGGCUGGCGGCUCGGUCCUUCCUAUAGUUAUCUUCUCAUGGCUCGGAGGUCUAGGUACUUCGUAUCUACCAACACUUGUAAUCUUUUUUAUCGACAUUGGUUCCCUUGUCAAGCUGAUGGUGGAUAGAGGCGCAGCUCGACAUGCAGACCGCCAACUACUCGACGGAGACCCCACCGAGCCAACCGAACCAGAAGAAGCCGGAGGAUACCCAAAGCAACAGCCAACCGAAGAAGAAGAGGAUGCCAAAAGUUUCCACCACUCGAUCACCCGUGAAGACACUGCAGAACAAACCGAACAAGAGAAAGGUGACACCGGCCUCUCUCACCCAAAACCCAAGGUGUCACCCAAAAAGAGGCGAGUUAAGGUUGCAAGCACCAUCACUGGCAGUCCUGUGAGAGGCUCCAAAGCGCUCAAGGAGCUCAUACAAGUUCAGAAGGUGAUUCUGACUGGCAAACAACACAAGAGAAACCAACGUGAAGAAGGCAAACAGGUCCACCUGGCCGACUGA
Clonostachys rhizophaga is the source of this 615-nucleotide messenger RNA. NCBI's taxonomy places the organism in Eukaryota, Fungi, Ascomycota, Sordariomycetes, Hypocreales, Bionectriaceae. The record is from the annotation of a GenBank genome assembly.